AGUCAUUUUCCACAUUCAAACAUUUCUAAAAACAACUAUAGUGUUUUUGAAUAUUUUUCAAAUUAAGGUUGAAUUUUCAAUGGCAUCAUUGUCAAGUUUUGUUACUUUGGUGAUUUUAAUUGUUGGAGGAAUAUUUGUUCAUGAAAUUGAAGCUGUUCCAAGAAGUUUCUUUGUAUUUGGAGAUUCAUUAGUUGAUAAUGGAAAUAACAAUUACUUGGCUACUACUGCACGUGCUGAUGCUCCACCUUAUGGAAUCGAUUAUGCUCCAACUCAUAGACCAACUGGUAGAUUCUCCAAUGGCUACAACAUUCCUGAUCUUAUCAGUCAGAGACUUGGUGCAGAGCCAACAUUGCCAUACUUAAGCCCUGAAUUAACAGGACAAAGGCUUCUAGUUGGAGCCAAUUUUGCUUCAGCUGGAAUUGGAAUUCUCAAUGACACUGGAAUUCAAUUUGUGAAUAUUAUAAGAAUGUAUAGACAAUAUGAGUACUUUCAAGAGUACCAAAAUAGGUUGAGUGCACUAAUUGGAGCUUCACAAGCUAAAGCUCGUGUGAAUCAAGCACUUGUUCUAAUCACUGUUGGUGGCAAUGAUUUUGUAAAUAAUUACUAUUUGGUGCCUUAUUCUGCAAGGUCUCGUCAAUAUCCAUUACCUGAAUAUGUCAAGUUUCUCAUUUCUGAGUACCAAAAACUUUUGCAGAAACUAUAUGAUUUGGGAGCUAGAAGAGUUAUUGUGACAGGAACAGGACCAAUGGGUUGUGUUCCUUCAGAAAUUGCUCAACGUGGUGUAAAUGGACAAUGUUCUACUGAAAUACAAAGAGCUGCAUCAUUGUUCAACCCUCAACUUGAAACCAUGUUAAAAGCACUCAACAGAAAACUUGGUAGAGACGUUUUCAUUGCUGCAAACACAGGAAAAACUCACCUUAAUUUCAUUAGAAACCCCGGUCAAUACGGUUUCAAAACAUCUAAAGUAGCUUGUUGUGGACAAGGACCAUACAAUGGUCUUGGGCUAUGUACACAACUUUCCAACUUGUGCUCAAAUAGAGAGGUGUAUGCAUUUUGGGAUGCAUUCCAUCCAUCUGAAAAGGCAAACAGGCUUAUUGUGAAUGAUAUUUGGUCUGGCACCCAAGCUUACAUGAGUCCAAUGAAUCUUAGCACUAUCUUAGCAUUGGAUGCUACCACAUGAAGAUAAAGUAAUAAUCUAAUUAAUAAAACCAAGCACAAGUAAUACUUGCCUUGGAUGUUAUAUUAGUUUAUUUAUGACAUUUCUAGCUCAUUAAUUGCAUUUUUAAUAUUGUUGUAACUUUGCUUUAAUAUAUCUAUAUAUGUGGUGCUCUUUAUGGUUGUGAAACAUAAUUCAUAAAAGAGAUAAGUUUCCUUUAUGUAGUCUAUGUAGUUUAUUUUCCCAUAUUGAUGCACCCUUUGUGUGGAAGCUAUAUCAAAAGUUUUAAUUUCUUGUAACUUGUUUUGAAAUAAUAUAAUUGAAAAAAAGUUUAGUUUUAUCCUCCAA
Molecule: messenger RNA, 1504 nt
Organism: Trifolium pratense (red clover)
Lineage: Eukaryota; Viridiplantae; Streptophyta; Magnoliopsida; Fabales; Fabaceae
Product: GDSL esterase/lipase At5g18430-like
Exons: 5
Coding region: 80-1180 (366 amino acids)
Molecular function (GO): hydrolase activity, acting on ester bonds
Source: RefSeq, a predicted model, not a curated record